This is a messenger RNA of Spathaspora passalidarum NRRL Y-27907, 2623 nucleotides long. It is a transcript of the gene TAF60, whose product is annotated as Taf60p. Gene Ontology annotation, cellular component: transcription factor TFIID complex; SAGA complex; SLIK (SAGA-like) complex. Bases 31 to 1521 code for a protein of 496 amino acids. Lineage: Eukaryota; Fungi; Ascomycota; Pichiomycetes; Serinales; Debaryomycetaceae. The record is from RefSeq and is a predicted model, not a curated record. The transcript has a single exon. Gene Ontology annotation, molecular function: RNA polymerase II general transcription initiation factor activity; transcription coactivator activity; protein heterodimerization activity. Gene Ontology annotation, biological process: transcription initiation at RNA polymerase II promoter; RNA polymerase II preinitiation complex assembly.
CAACUGAGGAUCGAUCAACUGAAGCACACAAUGGACUCCAAAGUACCCUUGUCGCAUUCAUUGUGGUCGCCAUACGACACAGUCAAGGACGCCGCCGAUUCACUAGGGAUAAAUUUGCCCGAUGAAGCCGCCAAAAACCUAGCCAUGGAUGUUGAGUACCGCAUCCACGAGAUUCUCGAAACCGCCAUCAAAAUCAUGCGUCACUCCAAACGGAAGCUCCUCAUGACUACCGACAUCAAUCACGCCCUCAAGAUCCUCAACGUCGAACCAUUAUAUGGCUAUGACAACUCACAGCCGCUUCUGUUCAAGGAGACGUUGGUAGGCACCGGCGGGCAGACGUUGUACUAUAUCGACGAUCAGGAAAUCGAAUUUGAGAAAUUAAUCAAUCAGGAAUUGCCCAAGGUUCCUAGACAAACCACAUUCACGGCCCACUGGUUGGCCAUUGAAGGCGUGCAGCCCAUGGUUCCCCAGAACCCCUUGCCUUCGGAAAUCAAGAGUCUUCCACCUAUUAUCCGUGGUGCCACCUCGUCGAUUCUCGGCAAUGACAUAUUGAGUUUUGCCGGUGGUGCUGGUGUCGACGGCAAGGAUGCACAACCUGGUAAGGACAAGAAGGACUCCGCUUCAGCUGCGGCGGCUGCGGCCACAGAACGAGAACUCGAAGUGAAACCAUUAGUUAAACAUGUCUUGUCCAAGGAAUUAAAGUUGUAUUUCGAUAAAGUCGUCGAAGUUUUAAUCUCGUCUGACCCAGAAAAAGAACCCCUCAGGCAAGCCGCAUUGAGUUCGUUAAGAAGCGACCCGGGUUUGCAUCAAUUAGUGCCCUACUUUACCCAAUUCGUAUCGGCGCAAAUCACGGACCAGUUAAGAAACAUUGACAUUCUCAUAACGAUGCUUGAGGUCAUUUCCGCACUUGUGGAAAACAAAACCAUAUUCUUGAAUCCCUAUGUGCAUGCACUAAUGCCAUCUAUCUUGACUCUUCUUUUGGCCAAGAGAAUCGGACCCGUGAUCAAGGAAACCACCACUAAGGAAUCACAAGAGUUGUUGAUGCGACAAUUACAAGUGAGAACAUUCGCUUCCAUCUUGCUCAAGCAUAUCAUUGAAGUUUACGGAUCGUCAUAUUCUACAUUACGUCCAAGAGUAACCCGAACUUUACUCCGAGCACUAUUGGACUAUUCCAAGCCGAUGGAGACCCACUACGGUGCCUUACUCGGAUUGAAGAACAUGGGUCCUGAAGUUAUAAAGUUGGUUCUCAUUGGUAACUUACGGGUAUGGUGCAAGCUGGUUGUUGAGGACUCUACAAAAACGAGCGAGUAUGAACAGAAAAUCUUGCUCGACACCGUAUUGGAAAUCCUCCGCAAGUUAAAAGUACAAAAGGAGGAAUCAGACAUGGAUGUAGAUAUCUCUGACAAGUUGAAGGAAAAAUUAAAGGAGAGAAUAGGCGAAAAGUUGGCUGAUUUAGUGUUGCUGCAAGACGACGCCAAGAGCAUCGUCGAAGGUAUAUUCUUUGGCGAGUUAGUUGUAUAAAUAGUAGUAAUAUUACAUUGUAUAAUUAUUCAGAAUCCGAAUGUAAUAGUUGUUGAUCAGGAAGCGACUCCGACCUUUUGAAUAAGCCGGCAGUGUAAAAUGGUGAAUCUUCCAAGGGGAUUGGUUCCCCUGGUCGCUUCUUUCGUGUAGAUGAUGUGAUUUCUUUCAAUGGUGACGAAUUUACUGCUUGUAAUGGUGUCUUUUCUAUAAAUGGAGAUUUGAUCUUUUGUGGUGUUACGGCAACUAACGUGGCACGGUCAUCUCGUUUUCCCGGCUUUAAGAAGUUGUCAUUGGGAGUCUCGGGAAUUGCAUAGUACGGUUUCGUCUUUUGCGGAGUAGCUUCGAUGACAAUAUUAGGUUUCUUAAUUGGUGUUGCAUCGAUCUGUGAGAACGAUCUCAGUUUGACAGGAGUAGCAACGACAAUUGGGUCUGUACUUUUUACCGACUUGCUUCGUUUAGCGUUUCCAAAUAUGAAUGAUGGUUGUUCUGGCUCUGGCUCGACAGUCACCGCUGCCUUGACAUUCAAAUCAACCUGUCGUCUCGUCAAACUCUUGGAUGAUAAAUUAGACUUGGAUCGUUUGAGUGAAGUUAAAAAGUCAUUCAGGUUGGAUAAUGUGGAAUCAGAUGCAAAUGUAGCUGCAUUUCGAAGUGUAGGUGGCUGUUUCUCCAAGAGCACUUUUUUGAAUUUUGAAUGCUUGUGUUUACUUUCAUGUUUUGGCUGAUCUUCUGACGUAGCCUUCUUUGUUCGUUUAGCUGGUUUCGAGACUAGCUUCAUAUUCAGUCCUUUGAUAUUAUCCACGAGAUACUUCACCAAAUGUGGUAGUUUCUUGUUAUAGUACGGAACAAGAACAUACGCCAUGAAUCCGUAAUUAUUAUCACUUCUCGACGUAGUUAAUGCAUCCCAAAGCCCCAUUCGAUCAAUAAGGUUGUUUAAUGUAGUAUAAUAUUCAUACAUUUCAUCAACGGGUUUCGUAUGUGUCACUUCCGGUUUCUCGAUUUCUACACCGACGCCCAUACCAAGGAAUGUCGGUAUGAUUUUCUUCUUUCCCUUUCUAGAUCUAAUCAAGGAUCGUUUCGAAAGUUCCUUCUCUCGUUUUCGACG